Thamnophis sirtalis is the source of this 3017-nucleotide messenger RNA. RefSeq names its product endoplasmic reticulum aminopeptidase 1 (gene ERAP1). Gene Ontology annotation, molecular function: metalloaminopeptidase activity; peptide binding; zinc ion binding. NCBI's taxonomy places the organism in Eukaryota, Metazoa, Chordata, Lepidosauria, Squamata, Natricidae. Gene Ontology annotation, biological process: peptide catabolic process; proteolysis. Gene Ontology annotation, cellular component: membrane; cytoplasm. The record is from RefSeq and is a predicted model, not a curated record.
CACCUUGCGCGCCGUUUCGCUUUCACUUUUCCUUGUCAAGCAAAGCCCAGGCAGCAAAGGAGCAGCGGCGGCGGUGGGGGCGAAGGCAGCUGGCUUUCUUCGAGCAGAUUUCUAACUCUGGAUCCCAUAGUAACCUGUGAUCAUGUUGCUGCUUCCUGAUCAGAUUUUUAUGUUGAAGAAGAGUAAAAUAUUCUUAUUGCUAAUCAUUCUAAGUUUUCUAUGUGAAACAUCAUAUUCAUUUGCUAGAGAUGAAAGCAAUCCCUUUCCUUGGGAUAAUAUUAGACUUCCAAAACAUGUUGUUCCAAUUCAUUAUGAUCUUCUUAUUCAUCCAAAUCUCACAACUUUAUCUUUUACUGGAUUGUCCAAAAUAGAGAUUUUAAUAACUGAGCAAACUAGUUCAAUCAUCCUUCACAGCAAAUAUCUUCAGAUAACCAGAACUACUAUCUACAACAUUAAGGACAGCGCUGGUGCAGCUAAAGGAAUGAUGCUUUUAGAACAUCCAUCAUUUGAGCAGAUAGCACUUAUUUCUAUUGAACCUCUACAAGUUGGGCAGAGCUACAUUAUUAGCAUUGAGUACUCUGCCAAUUUAUCUGAUAGUUUUCAUGGUUUCUAUAAAAGCACAUACAGAACUCUGGCAGGGGAAAUAAGGGUGCUUGCAUCAACCCAGUUUGAGCCAACAGCUGCACGUAUGGCCUUUCCGUGCUUUGAUGAACCUGCACUAAAAGCAACAUUUUCUAUUAAGAUCAGAAGAAGCCCAAAGCACCUUGCACUAUCUAAUAUGCCUUUGGUGAAUUCAGUAAACAUUAAUGAAUGGCUUAUUGAGGACCAGUUUGACAUGAGUGUAAAGAUGAGCACCUAUUUAGUAGCCUUCAUUAUUUCAGACUUUGAAUCAGUUACCAAGAUGACAUUACGUGGAAUUAAGGUUUCAGUAUAUGCUGUGCCACACAAAAUCAAACAAGCAGAGUAUGCUUUGGAUGCAGCAGUGACACUUUUAGACUUCUAUGAGGGAUAUUUUGCCAUUGCAUAUCCUUUGCCAAAACAAGAUCUAGUAGCUAUUCCAGAUUUUCAGUCUGGUGCAAUGGAGAACUGGGGUUUGACCACGUACAGGGAAGCUGCUUUGUUAUAUGAUUCUGAAAAAUCCUCAGUAUCAAGUAAACUUGGAAUUACUAUGACAGUAGCCCAUGAACUUGCUCAUCAGUGGUUUGGAAAUUUGGUUACAAUGGAAUGGUGGAAUGAUCUUUGGCUUAAUGAAGGUUUUGCAAAGUUUAUGGAAUUUGUGUCAGUAAGCAAGACUCAUCCAGAACUGAAAGUUGAAGAUUAUUUUUUAAACAAGUAUUUUAAUGCCAUGGAAGUAGAUGCUUUAAAUUCUUCACAUCCUAUAUCGACCCCUGUUGAAAAUCCAGCUCAGAUUCUAGAAAUGUUUGAUGAUGUUUCCUAUGAUAAGGGAGCUUGUAUUCUCAAUAUGCUACAGGACUAUCUCAGCCCAGAAAUUUUUCAAGCUGGUCUUGUGAAAUAUUUGUUACGAUUCAGUUAUCAGAACACAAAAAAUAAAGAUCUCUGGGACAGCUUAUCAGAUGUUUGUCCAGAUCCUGAUGGAAGUCACAGACAAAAUGGAGUUUGUAUCAGAAACAAGGAGAGAGUCUUAAACUCACACUGGACCAAAGCUGUGCUCCAUGAUGUACAGGCAGUGAUGAAUACUUGGACACUCCAAAAAGGAUUUCCUCUAGUGACAGUUACUAUUAGAGGAAAAAAUGUCCAUCUACAACAAGAACAUUAUUCAAAAAAACCUACUUUUUCCUCAUCAGCUGGGAGUCUGUGGCACAUUCCAUUGACAUAUCUUACCAAUAAAUGUAAUGAUGUUCAGAGGUUCUUGCUGACAACCAAAACAAAUGACAUAGUCCUCCCAGAAGAAGUGGAGUGGAUAAAAUUUAAUGUAGGAAUGAAUGGUUAUUAUAUUGUGCAUUAUGGAGAUCAUGGCUGGGAUUCUCUAAUUCGCCUGUUAAAAGACAAUCAUAAAGCAAUAAGUAGCAAUGAUCGAGCAAGCCUCAUUAACAAUGCAUUCCAGCUGGUGAGUGCUGGAAAACUGUCAAUUGAAAAAGCUCUUGAUUUAACGUUAUAUUUAAAACAUGAAUCUGAAAUUACUCCUGUAUAUCAGGGACUGAAUGAGCUCGUUCCUUUGUAUAAACUGCUGGAGAAGACAAACAUAAGGGACACAGAACAACAAUUAAAGGCAUACAUAGUAAAUCUAUUUAAAAAUAUGAUUGACAAACAAUCUUGGGAUGAUGAAGGUACCGUGUCUGAGCAAAUGCUUCGAAACACCUUACUUAUGUUUGCAUGUGUACGUAAAUACAAACCAUGUGUAGACAAGGCACAAGAGUAUUUCAUGAAAUGGAAGGAUUCAGAUGGAACUCUGAAAUUGCCGAAUAACAUUAAGAUGGCAGUAUAUGCUGUUGGAAUACAAACAGAUGAAAACUGGGAUUUCCUUUUCAGCAAGUAUCAGUUACCUGAAUUCGAUACUGAAAAGAAUCAGAUUGAAGUUGUAUUGUGUCUGAGCCAAAACAAAGAAAAGCUUCAGUGGCUAAUGGAUCAAGCAUUGCAAGGUGACAUAAUAAAGACUCAGGAACUGCCUUCUAUAGUUUUGAGUGUUGGAAGGAAUCCUUAUGGAUACCAAUUAGCUUGGAAGUUUUUAAAACAAAACUGGCAGAAACUUGUAAAAAAAUUUGACCUUGGCUCACACUCACUUGCACACAUGAUUACUGGCAUAACAAAUCAGUAUUCCACAAAGGAACAGCUUGCUGAGGUAAAAAAUUAUUUCAGCUCAAUGGACAAAAGCACUUCAGAGCUCCGUGCUGUUCAACAAGCAAUAGAAACAAUUGAAGAAAAUAUCCAGUGGAUGGAUAAGAACCUUGAAAAAAUCAAGACAUGGUUACAGAUUAAUAGCAAAGUGUGAAAUUGUAUGUUAAUUAUUGAUUCAGAAUUGACCAGAAAUUUUGCAGUGGAAGAUUGCUCCUUUGCCU